AUGGAAGAGGCGCUGCUCUCCACCCCUAUUAACCCCAACAACUUCCCUGCCAAGCUGUGGCGGUUGGUGAACAGCCCCCGGUACCGCUCGAUCCGCUGGGACAGCCGCGGCGAGGGGCUGCUCAUUGACCAGCCGCUCUUCGAGGCCGAGCUGCUCAGUCCGCCCCGGCCGGCGGCUGCGGGCGGCGUCGGGGUCGCCGGGGGCCCCGCGGGCCCCGGGACCGAGCCCGAACUCUUCAAAACCACCAACUUCACUAGCUUCAUCCGCCAGCUCAACCUCUAUGGCUUCCGCAAGGUGGUGCUAGGCGGGCCGGGCACCGCGGGGCCCGGGCCGGGGUCAAGGGGCGGUGGACCGGCGGGCGACGGGCCGCUGCACCACUUCCACAGCCCGCACUUCCGCCGCGACCAGCCGCAGCUGCUCGUGCGCCUCAAGAGGCUCACCACCGCUAACAAGGCCAAGCUGGCGGCAGGCCUGGAGGUGCCCUGCCGCCCGCCCAACCGCUUCCAGAGGCUCCUCAUCACGUCGGCCUCCGCCUCCAUCUCGGCCUCCCUGCUGCAGCACCCAGAGCCGCCGCCUCCCGCGGGGCUCCAGCCCGAGCCGCACGGACCAGUGGCUGUAGGACAAAUCCACCAGUCAUUCCAGCAAGAUAGUUUGUCUCCUUACUCCUAUGCAUCAGCUUCAUCCCAGAACCACAGUACUUUUCCUCUGAAAGGUUUAGAUCGGACCCCGAUUCCUCCUAGAACAUGGCAAAACUCCCUUGGAAUGAACCCAGGACAAGUGGAAACGUCUCCCACUUUUUCAGAUAAAGGUGUUCCAUUUCCUAUACUGCAGAGGUUUCCACCUGAGGUUACCUAUACCCUGCAGCCCAGCGCCACAUCUGUACAUGUUCAGCAAGGUCCUCAAACAAUGGUCAGUUCCUCCCAAAAAUACAGUAACUACACAUCCUCAGCACAGUACUCCCAAGCCUACUAUCCAACAGCUGUGCUACAGUGCUGUUCUCCUACCCACAUGGAUGCUCUAAGUAGUUGUGUCACUCCCGCUGCCUCUUCCUAUGCGUACCAUAACUAUUUCCAGAAUCCUCCAAUGCAAUCCUCCUAUCCAGUUGAAUUUCUGCCUUCUAAUUGGCCUUGCAGUGCUACUGAUGAAAAUAAUAAGACAGAAGUAAAUCUAGAGGCUGUUUUUCAGAUAGUAGAUGAAUUUCAUUCCUCCCCGAACCUGGAGAUGGUAAAGGUGGAGCCUGUUGAGAGUCAGUGCCCAACAUCUCAGUGUAACAGAGGCCAACAUAUCCUAGCUAAUUUAAAUAACAGCAAUUCAUCUUCCACAAGUGAUGCUAGCCAGCUGGAGCCACUUACUUCUGUAGGCUCAGAUAUUACGUCUUUCAUGGUCGGAAUAGAACAAGCAAUUACCUGCUCUCUACCCCAGUCGCCUGAGUACACCUACGCCAUCCACACAGCUCAGCCUGUUGAAAAUACUACAGUGCAGGAAUCCGCAGCCAUCCAAGAAGCUCAUGUCACACCGAAGGAGCAGCCAAGUCAUAGUCCAUCUCCAUCUUCAGUAGUGUUUGUACAGGAAGGGCUGCCUUUCAGCACACACCAGGUGGAUGCAAGUAUAAAAUGCCAAAGAAAUCCACCUGAGAAUAUCUUGCCUUCAGAACAGAUGGGAUUCCUUAUUUCAGAAAUGGAGCCUGCUAGCAAGUCUAGUAAAGACACAGGUUUAUCCACUCCAGCCAGAUACAGAGAGCUAAGAAGCAACUCACAGUACGGAAAGUCUCCUGAUCUUCAUCUGCUGGUGGAUGUGGCCUGCAAGCAGGAGCACUUUCUAAAAGAGGAAGAAUUAAAGGAGUGAGGCAUGGAUGACAAAGUGACAUUGUGCACUAGCUGUACCUGGAGGCAGACUAGCCUUGCACAUGACACACUGUUGGGAUUUUAAAAGUUCUGUUAAGGAAAGAAAAGGUGUUUUUGUUUCGUUAAUUGAAAAUUGGGUAUUUGGUAUUUACUACAGCUGUUCAGUUCAGAUGAUUUACCUUGGCAAACUACUAAACAUCUAGCAGCAUGUUUUUUGCUGCCCAGAUCCCUUUUAAAUGAAAAGU
Molecule: messenger RNA, 2089 nt
Organism: Manis javanica (Malayan pangolin)
Lineage: Eukaryota; Metazoa; Chordata; Mammalia; Pholidota; Manidae
Gene: HSF5
Product: heat shock transcription factor 5
Biological process (GO): regulation of DNA-templated transcription
Molecular function (GO): DNA-binding transcription factor activity; sequence-specific DNA binding
Source: RefSeq, a predicted model, not a curated record